AUGGACAGGCCUGAGCAAUUGCAAAAGACGCUCACCGGUCUGGGAGUAAUCCAAUUGCUGGCCAUUGACGUUGUGGCAAACCUUCCGGACCGUUCGAAUGAUGUCGUUUCUACCUGGCCUGCUCCUGACUUUUCACAUCGCGGCUACGGGGUUCGGGUAGGAGCUGUCGACAAGAGGCAGUGCCCUCUUUUACCUGUUGUUCCACAAACCGGCUACCCAAAUACCUCGCAAGAAUCCUUCUGUUCUCUGGCCCCGUCACAUCCUUCUCUGAAGUCCAGUGCUUCUUACAAACCUCCACCUUGGUGCGCGAGGUCAUUCCCGCCUCCACUUCUGACCGCAUGUUUUGUCCAAGACCACGGUGACCGAGGUGUCGAUUCAGGUCCGCAUCGACACUGCCUACAGACUGCCAACCUCAGGACAGGCAGAUCGUGUCCAGGCCUUUUACAAUUCUUCCAGGUUCUCGCGCUCCAUGUUACGUCUCUCCCUCGUUUGACCAAAUCAUCCGAGCGACGACUCUGCUCGCCAUGUGUCUUUCGGAUUUCUGGCUCUGUGCCUCACAUAUCAUUAUCAGUCGCGGCCCGAUGUCUCCACAGCCGAGAGAGGACCGAAUGAACCUGGGCAUGGGCAUCUCCCCUGUUUGUGCCGCCUUUUCCUCGUCCAUUUUCGUCGGUAGGAUUCUCCCGGUAAACCCUAUUUCACACACCCCGACAAGCACACAAACCCCCCCCCCCCAAAGCUGGCCCUGCUAGAACCACGCAAGUCUCCUAUAUUUCCCUGGACCUUCUACUUUCAGCGGGCCUGUCCAGGGCAAUUGUUGGUUGGGAGCUCCAAAACCGUGGCCACGGAUGGCAGGCGACGAUAGCAAGCCGCAAGCGGGCUUCCACUAGCAGCGGCGACUCGACCUGGACGAAUGAUCGAGGCAGACCGCAUACACCGAUA
This is a messenger RNA of Colletotrichum acutatum, 939 nucleotides long. RefSeq lists its product as uncharacterized. Lineage: Eukaryota; Fungi; Ascomycota; Sordariomycetes; Glomerellales; Glomerellaceae. The transcript is spliced from 4 exons. The record is from RefSeq and is a predicted model, not a curated record. Bases 1 to 612 code for a protein of 203 amino acids.